AUGGGGAAGAAAAAGCCUACUGCUAGGGACGAAGAUAACGCUUCACAACAAGGCGGCGGAGGUGGAAAAUCGAAGAAGAAGGGGGUGGUCAUCGACGACGAUGAGUAUUCCAUCGGAACGGAGCUAUCAGAAGAGCCAGCGCCGACGAUGGAAGAGAUACCUGCUGCGGCUGGAAAGAAGAAAGGUAAGAAAGGUAAUUCUAAAGGUAAGAGUAAUGAUGAUGAUGAUGGUGAUGGUGAUGUUGAUGAUGGCGUGGAUGUGCCUGAAGUUGUGUUUGCUGGGAAGAAGGGGAAAAACAAGAAAGGUGGUGGGAGUAGUGCGUUUACUGCAUCUGGCUUUGGUUUGCUUGGUGAUGAGGAAGGUGAUGAUGAAGAUAAAUCUGAAGAGGAUGGACCAGUGGUUAGUUUCUCCGGUAAGAAGGCCUCGAAGAAAGGACGUGGUAGUUUGUUCAGUGCAUCUGCUUUUGAUGCCAUUGGUGAUGAUGAUGGUGGUGGUGAGGAGGAGGAGGAUGAGCCGGUGGUUAGUUUUACUGGAAAGAAAAAGUCCUCGAAGGCUUCGAAGAAAAGCGGUGGUAGUUUGUUCGCAGCCGCGGCUUUUGAUGCUAUAGAUGAUGGUGGGGAUGGGGAGGUGGUGGAUGAUAAGAAUGAUGAUGAUGAACCUGUUAUUGCUUUCACGGGGAAGAAGAAGUCUUCGAAAGGGAGUAAGAAGGGUGGUGUUGUGUUUUCAGCUGUUGUUCUCGGUGAGAUUGAUGAUGGAGAGGAGAAGGAGGAUGGUGGCGGUGAUGAUGACGACGAUAUUGGACCAAUUACUUUUACUGGCAAGAAAAAGAAGUCUUCCAAGAAGGCUGUAAGUUCCGGGAGCAAAGGUGUUUCUGUUGAGGAUGAUGUUAAUGUGCCCGACUCUGGUAAGGAUGGUGAUGACAAGGAUGAGGAUGAGGAUGGUGUUUCUAUAUUUUCAUUUUCAGGUAAAAAGAAGUCCUCUAAAAAGAAGGGCAGCAGUACUACUGCCAAAGGGAGUGAUGAAAAUGUGGAUGUAGUUCAGCCUGAGGCACCCAGUGCUGGUAGUGCUGAUUCUGGCAACAGCAAUCUUAAUAAUAGUGAAGGGGUUGCUGAAACUUCCAAAAAUAAGAAGAAGAAUAAGAAAAAGAGUGGAAGAACUGCCCAAGAGGAGGAAGAUUUGGAUAAGCUUCUUGCAGAGCUUGGUGAGGCUCCUAUACCAAAACCAACAGCUUCUGCACCACAGGAUGAUAAAGUUCAGCCUACUCCUGAAGUUGGUCCAGUUGCUGCUGAUGCGUCUGGGGAUAAGGAAGGUGAAGAGGAGGUCGUAGAGUCAGCUGCUGCAAAGAAGAAGAAGAAGAAAAAGGAAAAGGAAAAGGAGAAGAAGGCAGCUGCUGCUGCAGCAGCAGCAGUAGGAAGUGCACCAGAAAAUGAAUUAGCAGAAGUUAAAGCUGAGGCAAUUGAACCAAAGAAGAAUGACUCAAAGGCUAAGGCAGCUGAUAAGAAAGUGCCAAAGCAUGUUAGAGAGAUGCAAGAGGCACUAGCUCGAAGAAAAGAGGCUGAAGAAAAGAAGAAAAGAGAAGAGGAAGAGAGGUUAAAGAAGGAAGAAGAGGAGCGACGCAGGCAAGAGGAACUUGAGAGACAGGCGGAAGAGGCUAAACGUAGAAAGAAGGAAAGAGAAAAGGAGAAACUCCAGAAAAAAAAACAAGAAGGUAAACUGUUAACUGGUAAGCAGAAGGAAGAAGCCCGCCGGUUGGAGGCAAUGAGGAGGCAGAUUCUCAAUAACACUGGGGGUAUGACUCUCCCUUCUGGGGACUCUGGUGCUCCAGCCAAAAAACCCAUAUAUCAGACAAAGAAGGCAAAGCAUAAUAAUAGAAAUCAGAAUGGUGCUGCUGCUGCUCAGACAGCUGAAAUUGUGGAAGCAAAGGAGAUUACCACUGAUGUAGUUUCAGAGGCAUCAGAAAACAUUGAAGAAGUGGAGUCGAUUCAGGUGGAUGACAAAGUUGAACUUCCUGUGGCUGUUGAAGAGGAUGCAGUGGAAGAUGAUGAAGAGGAUGAAUGGGAUGCAAAAAGCUGGGACGAUGUUAAUUUGAAUGCCAAAGGUGCAUUUGCUGACGAAGAGGCUGACUCCGAAUCUAAAUCUGUUAGCAAAAAGGAGAUUAAAAAUGCCGCACCUACUCAGAAUGCUGCAGGGGCUACUAAUAAAACUGUUUCUAAGCCUGUGGCUGAAGAAACUGAAAGUGGAAAGCAAGCUAAUGCUGUGAUUGCCGACAGAAGAAAGUUAGCUGCCCCUCCUAAGCCUAAUGAUGAGAACCUCCGCUCCCCAAUUUGCUGUAUCAUGGGGCAUGUGGAUACUGGCAAGACCAAGCUGCUGGAUUGUAUUCGAGGUACUAAUGUUCAGGAGGGUGAGGCUGGAGGUAUCACACAACAGAUUGGUGCAACAUACUUUCCUGCUGAGAACAUACGUGAAAGAACUAAGGAACUGAAAGCCGAUGCAAAGCUGAAAGUUCCUGGUUUACUGGUUAUUGAUACCCCUGGACACGAGUCAUUUACUAACUUGAGGUCUCGUGGUUCAGGCCUAUGUGAUAUUGCAAUUUUGGUUGUUGACAUUAUGCAUGGGUUAGAGCAACAAACAAUAGAAUCAUUAAAUCUAUUAAAAAUGAGGAAUACAGAAUUCAUCGUUGCCUUAAAUAAGGUUGAUAGGCUUUAUGGAUGGAAAACAUGUCGCAAUUCUCCAAUUGUCAAAGCAAUGAAACAGCAGACUAAGGAUGUUCAAAAUGAGUUCAAUAUGAGGCUCACUCAGAUUAUUACACAAUUCAAAGAACAAGGGAUGAAUACCGAGUUGUAUUAUAAAAACAAAGAAAUGGGAGAAACAUUCAGCAUUGUGCCUACAAGUGCAAUAAGUGGUGAAGGAAUUCCCGAUCUGUUGUUACUAUUGGUUCAAUGGACCCAAAAAACAAUGGUUGAGAAACUUACAUACAGUGAAGAAGUGCAGGGUCCAAUUGUUACGUCAAUUCGAGCUUUAUUGACACCUCAUCCAAUGAAAGAACUACGUGUCAAGGGAACAUAUCUUCAUCACAAGGAAAUUAAAGCUGCAAUGGGUAUUAAAAUCACUGCCCAGGGCCUUGAGCAUGCCAUUGCUGGCACUGGUUUGUAUGUGGUGAAGCCUGAUGAUGAUUUGGAAGAUGUCAAAGAAGCAGCCAUGGAAGAUAUGCGGUCAGUCAUGAGCAGGAUUGACAGGACUGGUGAGGGUGUUUGUGUACAGGCAUCUACCCUUGGUUCCUUGGAAGCAUUGUUGGAAUUUUUGAAAACUCCAGAAGUUAGUAUCCCUGUUAGUGGUAUAAGCAUUGGUCCUGUACACAAAAAGGAUGUGAUGAAGGCCAGUGUAAUGCUUGAAAAAAAGCGAGAGUAUGCUGCCAUAUUGGCAUUUGAUGUCAAAGUUACUCCUGAGGCUAGGGAACUGGCAGAUGAAUUGGGUGUGAAGAUAUUUAUUGCUGAUAUCAUUUAUCAUCUGUUCGAUCAAUUUAAAGCUUAUAUUGACAACAUUAAAGAGGAGAAAAAGAAAGAAGCUGCUGAUGAGGCAGUCUUCCCAUGUGUUUUUAAAAUCUUACCAAAUUGCAUUUUCAACAAGAAGGACCCAAUUGUUUUGGGAGUUGAUAUCCUUGAAGGCAUUGCAAAGAUUGGGACUCCAAUUUGCAUUCCUUCUAGAGAGUUCAUUGAUAUUGGUCGCAUUGCAUCCAUUGAGAAUAACCAUAAACCUGUUGAUUAUGCAAAGAAGGGGCAGAAAGUGGCCAUUAAGAUUGUUGGCAGCAAUCCUGAAGAGCAACAGAAAAUGUAUGGGAGACAUUUUGAGAUCGAUGAUGAACUUGUAAGCCAUAUUUCACGGAGAUCUAUUGAUAUUCUCAAAGCUAAUUAUCGGGAUGAUCUGUCUAUGGAGGAAUGGAGGUUGGUUGUGAAAUUGAAGAAUCUUUUCAAGAUACAAUGA
Molecule: messenger RNA, 3981 nt
Organism: Sphenostylis stenocarpa
Lineage: Eukaryota; Viridiplantae; Streptophyta; Magnoliopsida; Fabales; Fabaceae
Source: the annotation of a GenBank genome assembly